Labrus mixtus (cuckoo wrasse) is the source of this 3786-nucleotide messenger RNA. It is a transcript of the gene dtnbp1b, whose product is annotated as dystrobrevin binding protein 1b. The transcript has 5 exons. Gene Ontology annotation, biological process: negative regulation of protein kinase activity; platelet dense granule organization; anterograde synaptic vesicle transport. Gene Ontology annotation, cellular component: plasma membrane; BLOC-1 complex; neuron projection. The record is from RefSeq and is a predicted model, not a curated record. The coding region runs from base 530 to 1216 and encodes 228 amino acids. Lineage: Eukaryota; Metazoa; Chordata; Actinopteri; Labriformes; Labridae.
UCUCUCUCUUCACUGUCAGCCUCAGCAGCCUCCACACAACCACAGCUAGACACACUGGUGCAGUGCCGAUCCAUACAUGCAUGUGUAUGUGUCGUUGGUGCCUGGUUUUCUUGCGAGUGCUAAACAUUUCCAUUGUUUGGGUUUAACCUGCGUGAGAAUGUGCCUGCUGUGAGCCUCUCUGCAGCAUCGUUUGUAUGGAGGACCAUGUGUGUGCAGAGUGAGAGACAGCGUGAGGAUGCAUAGUGGGCAGGUGUUGUUGUGAUCGGCGGAGUUUUUUUUUGGUGUACUAUCGUCGUGUUGCUCACUCUUCCCCACCCUCUGCCUCCUAUUUGGUUAUCUUGUGAGGGUAAAAAAAAAAAAAAAAAGCAUCCUGCUGGGAUGUCCACGUCGCCUGGAGUGACAGAAGGGAGCCAGAGGAACUCAUAGAGGUGAAAAGGAGAGCAGAGAAACACCUUGUGAGUACACAGCUUGUACUGUUGUCUGCUGAGCAGAGAGAAACAGCCUGUGAGGGGACAGUUUGUCAGCCUGCAUGAUGAGUGUGGAAACCGGUGCGCCAAGUACAAACUCAGUGGAGCUAGAUGCCGAGCAUGCACAAAGAGUCCCUGGAGCGGAACCAGGAGGGAUCCCAACCCCUCAAGUCAAGCUGAAAGAAAGGCAGAAGUUCUUUGAGGAGGCCUUCCAGCAAGACAUGGAGCAGUAUCUGUCUACUGGCUACCUGCAGAUCACUGAGAGGAGAGAGCCAAUAGGAAGUAUGUCGUCCAUGGAGGUGAACGUGGACAUGCUGGAGCAGAUGGACCUGAUGGACAUGUCCGACCAUGAAGCUCUGGAUGUGUUUCUGCACUCUGGGGGAGAGGACAACAGUGCUGCGUCGCCUGUCGCAGGUCCAGAUGUUGAGUCCUUCACCACAGAGAUCAGUCUUCAGGUCCCCACCCAGGCUGAGCUCCGCCACAAGCUUUCCUCCCUCUCCUCCACCUGCACCGACUCUGCCAGCCAGGACACAGAGGCCGGGGAGGAGGAUGACGACGAAGAGGAGGAGGAGACGGAGCAGGGAGGAGGAGGUGGAGGUGUAGGUGUGGGAGAGAGGAGGAGGAGAAGGCCCCCUGUGGUGGUGACCCUGGAUGACGAGGAGGUGCACCCUGACACAGCGCUGGUGGACAAGACGGAGCAAGAGGAGCGGAGCAGCAAAGACUGUGGGGAGAGCAGGUCGAAGGUUUGAGGAGACAAGGACUGGAUUCAAACACAAACACGCACACGCACACACAGAGCUGCGAAACAAAUCAAAGUGAUGUAUAACAUGAUUGGCUUCCUUCAAAAACACCUAACCAAUUAUACACUGAGGUUGCACUAACUGCCACAUGACCUUGCCUUAAAAGCCCACACAUGUGAGUUUUUAAUUCUAAUUGAAUCCUGUGAAUUAGCUUUGAAUUCCCUUUAGCAUUUUAGCAUUAAAUAGCUUAACAUGAAUGCUAACACUGUAGCUUUGACCAUGCUAACAGGCUGCAGCAGUUAAGCAUUAAUAUACUGUUGCAUUAUUGAAGCACAUUAGAAACAUGAAAGAACAUUUUCUCUGUCAUGUUUAUGUUUGAUUUGAUCAUCUAACUAAAGUCUACAUAAAUAUAACAAGUUUUUAAUCACAUAAGUAUGGAAGAACAUCUCGUUUUGGUUAAAUUCGUCCAGGUUUUGAAAAUCUGUCGUCAGAUAUAUGAGCCGUUGUCCCAGUGAAAUAAAAAGAAAAGUCUGUUUCUAUUAAGUCCUUAAAACAUUUAAAAAUGACACUUUAUUAGCAACAUUUCUUUCAAGAGAUACAUCCCUUUUAAUGCUGAGUAAUGCACAGAACUCUCUGUCACAGGAAGUGUGUCCUUAAUAUCUAAAAAUCCUGUGCUGACUAAGCCUGGAAUCACUAAGUUGUUUUGACAAAGAAAAUUGGAGUUAUUAGCAUGCAGCCAUUCACAAAUGACUUGCUCGGCACACAUGGAAUACGUUUCAGUAAGGUCACAGCUUAACCCUGAAUGCUUGCUGCAUUUCUUUCACAUGUUUAUGAUCAAGAUUAAAUACCUAUGAGAUAAUCCUUUUCUGCCACUGGCUUUUAUAAACACACGUGUCAUAACUGGCAGUCACCUGGCAGUGGGUUUCAAACCACAUAGUACUGUAAAGCAGAGUUCAGGUAUAUGGAGAUCUUUGAGAGGCUGAUUAGAGUGAAAUCAUUGAAAUAUAUGAACAAGAAUCAGUAUGUACCACCCUCCUUCAUAAACAGUGGGAUAAAGGCUACUCUUGUGUUUUCAUAUCUGAGUGUGCAUGCUUGUAAAGCUUUUUCAGUGCACCAUGAAGUCGUUUCACUUUAAUAGGGAGACACACCGUGGGUCUGGAGUCUUUAUCCAAUCAGAGUUAGCCUUAGAUGUGAGCCAUAUGCGUGCAUGUUAUGUCUGCAUUAUUGAACAGCUACAUUUAGUUGAGCCAAUGUGUCAAAACAAUAUGCUUUAUUAUCUAGUGUGUAAUAGGUUUCACAUGAAUAAGCAGACUGAGAAUAAAAGUGUAUUACAUUUUGAAGAAACCCCUUAAAUAACAGCUCUACUAUCCCUCUUUGAUGGCACAAUGACUCAUGAAAGGAAGAAAAGCAGAUCCCCCCCUCAAGACUUGAAGUCCUGUUAAUAACUGUGUAACCAAGAGUUGAGUGGGAGCGACACGUCCAUCAAGAAGCGUGCAGCGCUUUACACAGGUUGGCAGAAAUCUUAAGAGAAAGUGAACUCCUCUUGUCACUGGUGUUAGCUUGUUAUUAUCAGAAGCAACAUCAUGGUGGGGAAGAGAAAGAAUUCUUGCAUGAUGUGGUUUUCAAUUUGACAUUAGCUAUUAAUAUCUCCCUAUAGAUGAAGGUAUGCUGCGCUGCACGUUGUUCCUGAAUCUGCUCCUGAGUGAGCGUGUGAAUGAUUGACCACCAGCUCACAAAUCUAUGUCUUAUUGUGUUUGUAAUAACUUUAUUUAAAAGUUAGGAUUUAACCACCUCUCUGUCACACUGAAAUGUAAACACAAAGAGCCUUUAUCCUGCUGUGUGAUGAUGGUGGUGUGUGGAAAAUCCCCAGUGUUUGUUCAGGUUUUCAAGGUGUGUGUGAGCACAUUUACAUGUUGUCACCGGUAUCAGCCUCUCAAAGACAUUGAUUUUCCACAUACACACAUACACACAUACACACACACACACACACACACACACACACACACACAGGAGGGUUACCCAUUGCCAUUCCUUUGACCAAUAAUAUUUGGGUGAACUUCUCCUGGUGAGCGAGGACCAAAUCCCUGUUUGGACUGCGUGCUAUGCACUGGACCCCCAGAAGGUUUAACUAUAUCAACAUGAUUUUGUACAGAAAUGUUGACAUUCGUGCCAUGUGACAGCGUUACUUCCUUCCUUCCUUCCUUUCCGCUGCCUACAAUUUCUGACUUGUUGGUAAUAAAUGUUUCUCCCUAAGCAUUGUUUUAAUUCUCAUAUCCAGCAUUUCAGGUACAGAGUUAAGAGAGUGAAAUGUGAGCAGGAUUUCGGAUUUGAGCAUGUUAACAGUCCCUGUGCGCUCACUCUGAUUUAUAGUCCUGCUGCCUGAGCUCUUUAGAAAUGGAAAACUGACACAGUGAGUGAAUGGAUAGUGUGUGUUCUGCAAGAGAGGAAUGUGGUUUUAAAUACAGGGGGAGAAUAUUAUGCCAUGUAUUUAUUCAUUACUAUAGUCAAAUGUUUUUAACUGUAAAUGAAGGCGAAGCAAUACAAGUGUUCUGUUCAGAGUAAAAUUACAUUUGAAGGCU